AUGGUGCAUAAUUUUUCUCCUGGACCAGCAGCGAUCUACAAGGAAGUUCUACUCAAAGCUCAAAAAGAACUGCUCGAUUACAACGGUACUCAUUAUUCUCUUUUAGAAGCUAGCCAUAGGUCAGCGAUGUAUCAGGAUUUGCAUCAGCAGGCUAGAGACACAUUCUUACAGUUACUGGAUCUUGAUGACUCGUAUCAGGUGCUUUUACUUUCUGGUGGAGCAACACUGCAGUUUGCUAUGCUUGCGUAUAACCUACUGGGUGCAGGGAGCACGGCAGAUUAUAUUGUAACUGGUGCAUGGGGAGAAAAAGCAUAUGAAGAUGCAGUAAAGGUAGCAAAGGGUAAAACCGAGGUGAAAGUUUUUCGUCAUGCAGAGCACGCAAAAUAUACUAUAACCCCAGCACCACAUACCGUACAGCUACACAGUAGCAGUGCGUAUGUGCACAUUACAAGCAACGAAACUAUACAGGGACUGCAGUGGAAGGAGGACCCUCAGUUCAGAGAUGCGAGCAUACCAGUUCUUGCAGACAUGUCCAGUGAUAUAUUAAGUCGAAGGCGAAACUUCGCUUCGUAUGGAUUGAUCUAUGCAGGGGCACAGAAAAACAUUGGAACAUCUGGGCUUACCGUGCUACUUAUUCGCAAAGAUCUCCUUUCGCAAUCCCAAGAAGCAUUACCCUCAUACCUCUCGUACAAGAAGCAUGCAACGGCUCAUUCGCUGUACAACACCCCCCCCGUAUUUUCGGUGUGGGUAUUCAAAUUAGUGCUAGAUCACAUUAUCUCUAUUGGUGGCCUAGAAGCGGUGGAGAGCAUGAACCAAAAGAAAGCAGAAGCACUCUACGAAGCGGUGGAUAGUAGCAACGGUUUCUAUACCUGUCCUGUAAAAAAAGCGUAUCGUUCGGACAUGAAUGUAGUAUUUACACUUCCUAGCACUGAUCUUGAAGAUAAAUUUAUUGCUAUGGCAGGUGAACACGGGAUUAUAGGUAUACGAGGACACCGUUCUGUAGGAGGCUGUAGGGCUUCGCUCUAUAAUGCGGUAAGCCUAGCGAAUGUGGAAGCGUUAGUGGCAUGCAUGCAUGCAUUUAGACGCAAGCACUAA
Messenger RNA from Ylistrum balloti, 1095 nucleotides. Its product is annotated as phosphoserine aminotransferase-like. Gene Ontology annotation, molecular function: pyridoxal phosphate binding; O-phospho-L-serine:2-oxoglutarate transaminase activity. The transcript has a single exon. Lineage: Eukaryota; Metazoa; Mollusca; Bivalvia; Pectinida; Pectinidae. Gene Ontology annotation, biological process: L-serine biosynthetic process. The coding region runs from base 1 to 1095 and encodes 364 amino acids. The record is from RefSeq and is a predicted model, not a curated record. Gene Ontology annotation, cellular component: cytoplasm.